Messenger RNA from Dryobates pubescens (Downy woodpecker), 1992 nucleotides. RefSeq names its product CDC42 small effector 2 (gene CDC42SE2). Gene Ontology annotation, biological process: regulation of Rho protein signal transduction. Gene Ontology annotation, cellular component: plasma membrane. The record is from RefSeq and is a predicted model, not a curated record. Gene Ontology annotation, molecular function: small GTPase binding. Bases 497 to 751 code for a protein of 84 amino acids. Lineage: Eukaryota; Metazoa; Chordata; Aves; Piciformes; Picidae. The transcript is spliced from 6 exons.
GCGCGGGGCGCCCGGCAGCGACGGACGGAGGCGCAGUGGCGCGGCGGACAGACAAAGGAGCGGGCUCCGCCGUCGGCAGCGGAACACAUUUUUUAAUAGAGUAGGUAGAGAUGGUGAUGUGUCAGAAAAGCAGGGACAUGGUGUUUCUUCCUGUGGCCAAGACUGGGAGGAAAAUAAAAGGAGCAGAGAGGAGGAAGAAUGCUUCUUUGAAGGAGGCUGAUCCUGAGAUGGGUUCACAUAACACUAAGGACCAAAGAAGCAUGCAUAAUCUCUCUGUGGUGCUGGGACCAGCCUUCUGAAAGAAGAUUCUAACUUUUUACCUUCGAGCUGUUUGUCCUGGGACUGACUUGUUUUUGGAGAAGAGCUUAACAGAGAGAAGAUUUUUCACAUUGGGAUCAUUAUAAAUAAAGCUGUUUAAAGAACUGGCUACCUGGAGACAGAUUUACAGCGAUUGAUUCCUGCUUUUCAUCUGCGUUCCGACUUCAGACUGUAAACAAUGAGCGAGUUUUGGUUGUGUUUCAACUGCUGUAUUGCGGAACAGCCUCAGCCUAAAAGGCGACGGCGGAUUGACCGAAGCAUGAUUGGGGAGCCUACAAACUUUGUUCACACAGCCCAUGUAGGAUCAGGAGACCUGUUCAGUGGAAUGAAUUCGGUCAGCUCAAUUCAGAACCAAAUGCAGUCCAAGGGAGGCUAUGGAGGUGGAAUGUCUGCAAACGUUCAAAUGCAGCUUGUAGAUACAAAAGCAGGAUAACCUUGGGGAUAUUUUUCCAGUUUAUGUGAGUUCCUGUAUCUUCUUUCCUGUGUGCCCUCUUUUGCCUUGGUGACUGCUUUCUGUGCUCAUGACGAGAGAAAUGAUGGCUCGUUGUUCACCUGUUGUGAUUACUCCAGUUAAAAGUUGCUGUUCUGCUCUGAUGAUGCCAUUUAUCAGAUUGGUCCAACUGUGCCUUUCAGUGGCAUGCACACAUUGGCCUUUACCAGAAUCAUGGUCAUAGGGCUGUUUAGAAUUGGUUUUAGCUUUUUGUUUGUUUUAAGGCAAAUUAAAGCACUGACCUUAGCUUUCCUCAUCCCUCACAAAUACUAAUGUGCAACAUUGUGUUGCUCUUUAAUCUUUUGAAUCUUUUAUCCACUCGAGUAAUCUAGAAAUGAGUGAGUUUACAUUAAUCUCUUCAAUCAUCUAUUAUUCAUACCCAAUUUUGAAAGGUCUGGGACCUGCAAGCACAAAUUAUUAUUUCAUAUGAAAUCAGCAAAGCAGAUGACCACAUGCUUUGUGAGGUUAUGUCGUGUGGGGGCCUGCUUGGUGCUAGAAGAGAAAAAACUAAAAUCGCUUAAUGCAGACUGGUGAAAAAUUUUGCUGUUGGCACUGAGUCAUGCUUAUUCCUGCAAAAGGAUUUUCAUUUUAUCUGCUUUAGAGUUAUGCUCUUACUUUAGUUUUUAUCUAACUGGUCUUGAAAUAAUGGAGCUUGCAUUCAUGAGGCAUUUGUUGUAAAUUUUUAGUAUAUUUAUUUUAAAAGAGCUGACCUUGGGACUGUAAACCAGUGUAGUACUCUAUCUAGAUGUUGUGGAAGCGCUUUAGUCUAUUUAAAAAAGAAAAGCAUCAUGUUUGCCUGCUAUUAUUACUUUCUACAAUUUUUCUUAAUUUUAGGCUGUAUGGUCAUUCACAGUAGCAGCAUGUCAGACUGUCUGCAAUAUGAGCUGAAAAGGCUUUGUAGACCUUUCUGAGUAGUUGGCAGUUCCUGUGUACUAAUUAUUUUGGGGCCAUGGAAGUUGCUAAGAGGAACAUACUAAUCUGGCCGAACACAUGCCAGUGAAAACAACAUACAGGGUGACUUAGUUAACUAAGUCAGUAAAAUGCCUUUUGCUCAGGUUCCAAAGCAUUUUUCUUUCAUACUUUGAGAAAUUGUAUUUUAAUAUUGCACUGUUUUCAGGUGGCUUUUUUGCCCUCCCUCUUGAUGCUUUGAGAGAAGUCAACGAUUUUAGUCCUCAUUGAGUUAA